AUGGAAGCUCUCACAGCACGAGAUCACAAUCAGCCUCUAUCAAUCCAAAAAGUCGAUAUUCCCGAGCCCGGUGCAGAUGAUGUCAUAAUCAAAGUCGUGGCCGCAGGCCUUACUCCAGGUGUCGUCAAAAUGGUCAACGCUGGCCGCAGCCAUUUGCCGACCACGGUAGGGCAUGAGGCAGCCGGUGUUGUCUCUGCCGUGGGAAGCAAUGUGACUAACGUCGCUACCGGCGACCGUGUUCGACUGCACCCAAUCUUGUCUUGCAGAAACUGCCAGCUCUGUCUCCAGGGCCAAGAUCAAAUGUGCGACAGUGCUGCCAUUAUGGGGUUUGCAUCCUUCAGCCCGAGAAAGGAGCUAUAUGAAAAGUAUCAUGACGGCACCGUGGCCGAGUUUGUGCGGGCUCCUUCUUGGUUGGUUGAUCAUCUGCCUACUGAUGUUUCAUUCGAGACUGGUGCCAAGCUGCAUGACCUUGCCACAGCGGCUAGGGCCAUAAAAUUGGCUAGGUUGCCAGACAAUGCCACGAUAGUACUCACCGCACCUACGGGAGCCAUGGGGGCGCUCAGUUUGAGAGUAGCAGAAAAAUUUGGAAUUGGCAAAAUUGUACUGGUUGGCCGCUCGAAAGAACGAAUGGACAUGGUGCGCCAAUUCGCCACGGUUCCGACCGAGAUUUAUCACGUCAGCAACGAAGACAGCGGCAAUCAAAAUGUCGUAAAAGAGCUUGUGGCAUUGGCGCCUGAAGGCAUCGAUGCUAUUAUUGACUAUCUGCCCUCCGGCAAUCUCAUCUCGAAGCUGCUCCCCGCGAUGUCUUCAGGCGGCGUUCUGGUUCAUUACGGUGGCAACCCAAAUUUAAUUCAGGUACCACUAGUAGCAGUAAUGGCCAAGUGCUGGACCAUUAUCGGUGCUCGGGCACACACAAGGGAGGAUGCAAAGGAGUGCUUGCAAUGGUUGAGUUCUGGAGAGGUUGCCAUUGACGACCUGAUCACACACCGUUUUAAAGCGUCUGAAGUCGAUAAAAUGUUGCAACUGAUGGACAGCAGAGACGAGCACAUGUUGUUAACAGUGCUUAAUAUCGAAGCGCCCGCAGUAGUGUAA
Molecule: messenger RNA, 1092 nt
Organism: Akanthomyces muscarius
Lineage: Eukaryota; Fungi; Ascomycota; Sordariomycetes; Hypocreales; Cordycipitaceae
Exons: 1
Coding region: 1-1092 (363 amino acids)
Molecular function (GO): oxidoreductase activity; zinc ion binding
Source: RefSeq, a predicted model, not a curated record